AUGACCAAGCGGCCACGAAUAGAAGACGAUACCCCAGCUUUUGAUGGUUCAAAGCCAAUAGCACUCCAACGUCGACGCGUCUGGAGAGCCUGCGAGGAAUGUCGCCGCAAAAAGUGCGCCGCAACAAACGCCGAGUGCAAAUGGACACAAACCAAGGACAGAGCCGCGCUCAGUCGACACUACGUACAAGAGCUCGAGGCUAGACUCUUGUACAUGGAACAGCUCUUCAAGCAGCACGCGCCAGACGUAGAAGUCUUCCCCAAAGAGGGAUCAGGUUUACCGCCGCACAUGGCCAAAAACAUACCCACCCUCGUCCCCUUUACGUCGGCUACACGCCCAGCACAGGCUCCCACUACAAAGGAGGACGACCUUGACGUGCUUAGCCACGUAAAGCACGAAGAUGAAAGCACAUUGACAGAUCAUUUCGGUCAGAUGGCUCUCGACGCAGAAGGACACCUUCGAUGGAUCGGUGGCUCAUCUACAAUGACACUCAUCGAGACAUUCCGUAACGAGACAGCAAAUGAUGAAGAUUUUGGGGCGACUCCAAGCUCUGAUCAGUCGGACGGCCCGAAUAUGCUCUAUUUCCCUACCGGACUCGGUUUCGGCAAGCUACGGGCUCUUCCCUCUGCUGAAGAAGUGGAGUACCCUGAGAGAGACUUAGCUGACAAAUUGGUCCAAGCGUAUUUUGAGCGCUUCCAUUUUCUGCUCCCCGUGCUCGACAAGCCCUCCUUUUUGGUGCGCUACAAGCACCUCAUGGACAAUAAUGGCACGGGCGAGCAGGUUGGCUUCAUCGCAGUCGUCUUUGCCGUCUUUGCAUGUGCAGCGAGGUUUUUAGACGACAGUCGCAUCAAAUCGGCACAUUACAUGGACCCUCGUGGGACUGCCAUGAUUUUCUACGAAAGGGCCAUGAUGCUCUACAUCAUCGACCACACUAGCACCCAAUUCGCACACGUUCAAUGUUUCGCGCUUCUUUCCGCCUUUUUGGCCAGUCUCAACCGGCUCCCACAGGCGUGGUUGCUCGUGGGUCAAGCGGUACGAACCGCCCAGGAUCUCGGUCUCCAUCGCUCCCCCAAACCACUCAAACUAUCCAAAGUGGACAAGGAGACACGUCGAAAGGUCUGGUGGUGCGUCUACGGUCUCGACCGAUGCCUCGCAGUUCAGCUUGGACGCCCUCUUGGUAUCGACGAUAAUGAUAUUGAUGUCGAUAUGCCCGUCCCAUACGACGAUGUGGACCUGCCUGCCUAUUUCGAGGGCAAACUGGGCGACAAGAAAGAGCCGACGCUGAUGCAGGGCUUUGUUGCACUAACCGCACUGUACAAGAUUGCCGGCAAAGUUUUGAGGCACGUGUACUCGACGGACAAACUCAAGGGCAACAUUGCGAGUGACAAAGCAGCCGAGCUUCACAAGGUGGUCGACAAGUUAGAUCAGCAGCUAACCCUAUGGGUAGACCAACUCCAUCCGACGUUGAGACAAUCCCCGGAUACCCCGCAAAUGGUUUCUAUGAGCGCCGUGCUAUGCUCGUCCUACUAUGCCGUUCUCAUCACGUUGCAUCGCAACUUUUUGCCAACACGCAAGAAUAUGAUGCAUUAUGUGGGCUCUUCAUCGGUGCCCAAGGCGGUCUGUGCGAGCCGCUCGUGCAUCUUCCUCGCGACAUCCAUGAACCCGGCUAUUCCGCCUUCGCACCACCUCGCAGUCUUUGUUCAGUCUCUCUUCUCUUCGGCAAUUAUUAUCCUCCUGGUGGUUAUGCACGCCACGGAUAAAAAUGCUGCCGAAAUUGCCAUGUCGGAAGUGGGGAAUUGUGUCCACGCCUUGGAGAGCCUGGAAACCACCUGGCCCGGUGCCUCAAAGUGCAAGGAACUUUUAAUCGAGCUUACCCAGGUGACAAAGGCUAAUCUUGCGCGAAUUGGCAAGCCGAAGAGCUCACGGCAUAGCUCUCGUGGCUCCGUUCAACUGUCAAACCCAGCUUCGCAAGAAAGUUCUCCAAAGCCGGUGACUUCCCAAGCCACGGUGUCAAAUGGGACGAAGACGCCACUCCAAGCCUAUUCCCUGAACGGCUCUUCCACCGGAACGCCGUCCCCACCCAUGACCUUUUUGUCCCCGAUCAAGCCCCGCGCGGAGACAGUUGGGGGUCGUCCACUCACCCUACGCGACCCAAAGCAACCCGAGUUGGGCGCGCAAGGUGGUCGUCUGACGAACCCAGAGUUUGGCGGGUCCGACUUGCAAGACCAACGGUUCAAUCCUCGCCUUGCGCAAGAGGCGUAUACAACGUCGACGUGGCGGAAUACGAGCCCACCUGUUGCGACCUAUCUGAAUGACCCUCGCAUCUACGGGCCACAGGCCGAUUAUGCGGUGCCAUUUUCGCCUACCGACCCCGUCCAGGGCAUUCCUGCCAAUGCGAUUUAUGGCGGCUCGUCCAUCUACACAUCGACUUGGAACAUGGGGGACGCUCAACCGACCUCACUUGACGCGUCUGACUACCCGUCGCUCUCUGGAAUGGACUUUAUCCAGACGUUUGCCCCGACUGGCCAGAUGCAAGGCGAGGCAUUAUGGGAGAAUAUGCCAGAGGUAUUUAGUGCCGAACCGCGGAUGUUCGGCGUUUUGGAUGAGCUUCAAGAUGGACACCUUUAG
Molecule: messenger RNA, 2628 nt
Organism: Serendipita indica DSM 11827
Lineage: Eukaryota; Fungi; Basidiomycota; Agaricomycetes; Sebacinales; Serendipitaceae
Source: the annotation of a GenBank genome assembly